This is a messenger RNA of Trichophyton benhamiae CBS 112371, 1842 nucleotides long. RefSeq lists its product as uncharacterized. The coding region runs from base 1 to 1842 and encodes 613 amino acids. The transcript has 3 exons. NCBI's taxonomy places the organism in Eukaryota, Fungi, Ascomycota, Eurotiomycetes, Onygenales, Arthrodermataceae. The record is from RefSeq and is a predicted model, not a curated record. Gene Ontology annotation, cellular component: nucleus.
AUGGCCGGUCCUACUGAAGAAGACAUUGCGUGGUUCCGGUCUACGUUCCGACCGAUUCCUAAACCUCAGCUCCCCGAUGACUGUGUGGAGUACUCGCUGUACUGGAUUCCGGUGACCAGCACUCCCGCAGGAGAUGUGGACUCAACAGAUUCAACCCGAAAUUUUCUGGUUGAAGUGCAGAAGUACGCGUCGGGAUUAGUGAAACAGUAUUUGCAGAACUACAUAUGGCAGAGAGAUAAUUUUAAGCUGGAACUUACAAAGGAGGAUGGCAUACAUUUACUUCGCGGAAGAACCGAAUAUGGAGAUUCAAUCGAAGAUGAAUGGGUCAUUGUAUAUCUCCUUCGCGAGGUUUCACGAAAGUUUGAUGACAUCUGGGUGAAGGUAACAGAUAGUGAUGGUGAAUUUUUACUAGUAGAGGCCGCGGCAGCAUUACCUGCUUGGUUAGAGCCUGAAAUAGCAGAUAACCGGGUCUGGAUCAACAAGGGAGAACUAGUCAUCAUUAAGCCUGGAGCGCCCACAACUGCUAUGGAAAAAAAGAAAGGCAAUGUUGAGAAGCUGACUUUCCGCAACGCGAGGGACAUCGUCACCACUGAGCCCAAACGGUUGAUGCGGUCACCCACAAUUGAGGAAGAGGCCUUUUAUAGACUCCGGAACUACCCAAAUCAAAUUGAGAAUAACCUGCAUUCCUCUCUGGUUACCAUUCCGCGAAAGAUCGCGCAUUUACUACGGACUAGGCCGGGGUAUAUAUCUUCGGCUAUAGAAGCCUUUUAUCUCCGGGACCCUAUUUCACUUCGGCCGUUACAGGGCAAAGAUUCAAAUAAUUUAGUAUUUGAACCUACAGAUUUUGUCACAGUCAGUGUCAAGUUCACAAAGGUUGGGUUUGCCCAGUUGAAAAGUCAGGAUUUUCCAGCACCAGCAAAAUGGAAGGGACGUGUUCCCACAACCAAAAACUCAAAGGAUUCUGAGCGUGCCGAUAUGGGAAUGAAACUGGCUUGCGGCUUUGAAAUGCUCUUAUCUGACCCCCAGAACCGUGAUAAACAAUAUGUGCGGGAAAUGAAACUUAUUCUCGAAGAUGUUGACACAGGGGAAGAGGCCCUUCCUACGGAUACGGAAAUAAAAACUUGGGAUAUGGUAGAUGAUGAUGAAUCGUGGCUUGACAUUGGCUUCGAAGACCUUGAAAGUGAGCUAAAAGGAAGAGGUAGUGGGGAAAAGGCGAAAAGGGGUGGUGACUUCGGUGACAAAGCUGCACAAGAAAAUUUGCAAAGAAUAGUCUCAAAGUUUGAGGAAUUUCUAAAUGAUGAUACCGCCGGUUACGAUGGAGCAGGGCUUAUUAACGAAUUCGGAUCAGAUGACAGUGAGGGUGACACUGACGAGGAGUUCAGCAGCGACGGUGAGGAUAAGGAGGCUUCAUUUGAUGAGGAGGAAUUUUCAAGAAUGAUGAAGGAGAUGAUGGGCAUGCCAACUGCCUCGAACAAGGGGUCCUCAUUCAGGCCCAAACGCAUCCAAGAUCUUGACGGGGGAUCCAGUGAUGGUAACGAUGAUUCAGGCGAAAUCGAAGAUAUGUCUAAGAAGAUGGAAGCGGAAUUACGGCAAGCCGGGUUUUUUGAUCAAUUCAACUCCAGGAAGGCUGCCAAGGGGAAAGCUCCUAUAAAGGGCAAUGAGGAUAGUAGCGUCCAUCAAGAUGAGAGUGAUGAUGAGGAUGAUCUUGACGAGAACGAAAUCGACAUCAACCUGGCAAGGAAUCUACUCGAGAGUCUUGGAAGUCAGGGUGGCUCGUCUGGCCCUGGAAGCAAUAUGUUGGGUAUGAUGGGGAUGAAAAUACCCAAAGGCGACCGGAAAUGA